Messenger RNA from Schistocerca piceifrons (Central American locust), 351 nucleotides. Its product is annotated as G-box-binding factor-like. The coding region runs from base 1 to 351 and encodes 116 amino acids. The record is from RefSeq and is a predicted model, not a curated record. Lineage: Eukaryota; Metazoa; Arthropoda; Insecta; Orthoptera; Acrididae. The transcript has a single exon.
AUGUCCGACAACCAUGGGAAGAUCCAGCAGGCUGCAUUACCACUCCCGGAUACACAGCUUCUCCAAAGCAAGCAGCUACAACAGGAGCUGCAACCUCAACCAGAACAGCAGCUUACGCACCACCAUCGUCAACAACUGCAGUUUCAGCACCAACAACUGGCUCAAAUGCAGCAGUUUCAACUAUUGCAGCUGCAACAACAGUACCACCAGCAAUGUCACCACAGCCAACAACAGUUGCAUCAGGUUUGUCAGCAAGUUAGCCAUCCCAGCGACCCUUCCAGCUUUGACCUUAACGGCAAUGCAUCCGCAAGUCAGCAGCAGGGAAUUAGUCCCCUUAGUAACCAGCUAUAG